CGCUCGAGCGGUUAACAGCAGGAGAAGAAGACAUUUCGACAAAGCAUGAGAGCAAUCGCUCGAAAGUGUCAUCUGUUAUUGAAUCUGAUGUGAGUUUGUAGGGUGUCAAGCAGACGUUUUAAUGAAAGCGCACUGAAGCGAGCAAUGUCGGUGCAUUUUGAGGAGAAGAGCGGCGUGAUCCCGUGUAAAACAGCGUGGGGCUCGUGGUACCAGACCAUGGAAGAGGUUUUCAUCGAAGUCAAUGUUCCUCCUGGAACUUCAGCCAAAGAGAUCAAGUGUGAGCUCGCGAGCAAACACAUCGAUCUGCGCGUGAGAGAGCAGCAGGUCUUCAAGGGAAAGCUGUUUGGAUCGACGGUCAGCGAUGAAGCCACGUGGACGUUAGAGGAUAAAAAGUUGAUCCGGAUCGUCCUGAUGAAGUCGAACAGGGAGGCUGGGAACUGCUGGCAGUCUCUGCUGGAGGGAGAGUACGUGGCCGAUCCGUGGGUUCAGGAUCAGAUGCAGAGGAAGCUGACGCUCGAGAGGUUUCAGAGAGAGAACCCUGGCUUUGACUUCAGCGGAGCAGAGAUCUCUGGGAACUUUCACGGUGGAGGACCAGAUUUCUCCAACUUGCAGAAAUGAGGACUGUUUUCAUCCCUGCACUCGAUGUAGUUUUUUUCCCCCUUGUGAAUAUAUUGUGUGUUCCUUCCUCUGGAGACACACGGGAAGCAUCACACAAAGCCAUAAUAGAUCACAAGCAGCCUUUAAGAUGGUUUUCAUUUUCAACAAAUGCAAAGUUUUCUUUUCUGAAUGUCAAGGAAUCAUGCAACUCCAGAUUAAACACCACAAACAAGC
Molecule: messenger RNA, 831 nt
Organism: Carassius auratus (goldfish)
Lineage: Eukaryota; Metazoa; Chordata; Actinopteri; Cypriniformes; Cyprinidae
Gene: nudcd2
Product: NudC domain containing 2
Exons: 4
Coding region: 145-618 (157 amino acids)
Biological process (GO): protein folding
Cellular component (GO): cytoplasm
Source: RefSeq, a predicted model, not a curated record